AAACCAAGGGCAUAGUUUUUACGAAUCCCGGUAAACCUCAUCUUUACCGGAGGCCACCCACUAUAAAAAUGGAUGGGGUUUCUAUCAAAAUCACUACCACUAUCAAGUAUCUAGGGGUCAUCAUCGACCACAAGCUAAACUGGGCUGACCAUAUUGCCUAUAUAACCGACAGGACUAACCAUCUAUUCAACACUGUCUCCAAGGUGGCAAAGUCGAAGUGGGGGCUUUCCCCAGCUAUUCUUUCUACAAUCUAUGACAGUGUCUUUCUACCAAUGAUCUGCUAUGCCGCCCCAGUGUGGGCUGGCUGUUUAGGCCGUGUGCACAUUGAACGGAAACUCCGUAGUGCACAACGCACAGCUCUUCUUUGUAUCUGCCGCGCCUUUUCUACUUCCUCCACGACUGCCUUGCAGGUCAACUCUGGUAAAAUGCCUAUUGACCUUGCUAUUUCAUUGGCUUCCAAAGGUUGGCACGUUCGCAAGGGUCACAGUAUCUGUCUGGCCAAUCAAUCAUCAUUUACCUCUUAUGAGACUAAUUGCCACCUGUCAGAUCUACUUCCUCCCUUUCUUCGACCCCAAAUCAAAAACCAGCCUCUUGACCAUGAAGAUUUAACCAUCUAUACUGACGGCUCUAAGUCUGAGGAGAAUGUUGGUAGUGCGUUUGUGGUGUAUCAGGAUGGUGUGGAAUGCUACUGUGGGACUGGUCAUCUUGCCUCAAACUGCUCGGCGUAUCAGGCAGAGCUCAUCGCCAUCUUGAUGGCUAUUGAGUGGUGCAACAACUACAAAAGCAACAACAGGAUCAACAUCUUUACAGACUGCAGAUCUACAAUUGAUGCCAUCAAUUAUCAUCUGCCUAAGAACCCCCUUGUCAUCAAGAUUCAAGCAAGCAUUGCUGCCUCUAAUAACAAUUUCGCCAUCUCAUGGAUUAGAGGUCAUGCGGGACUGCUUGGCAAUGAGAGGGCUGACUUCCUUGCCGGGGAAGCCGCCAGUCUCUCUUUUAAUAUGUGUCUUUAUUCUCUCACACCUGCCUCCUUCAUUAAGCAUCUUCUCAGAACAGAUGCAAUUAACACCUGGCAAGAAAGAUGGAACAACUGCCAUGAGGGUCGGACAACAUGGAAAUUUUUUCCUAACGUUCCUACCACUAAUCCUACCUUUGAUGGCCACGACACCCACCUGUUCACCCAAUUUCUGACCGGACAUGGCGGAUUCAACAGUUAUCUUUGUAGGUUUGGUGUUUGGUCACUCUGACAGCGACCAGUGCAUUCAUUGUGGUGUUCUGGACAGAGUCCAGCACUAUAUCUUUCACUGCCCUAUGCUGGAAGACUCCAGGGACUCGUCUUUUUCUUCCUACAGGCAGCACCUGGCCCUGCCAUGAAAGCUUUCUCCUACAGGAUGGUAAUUUGUUCUCAGCCUUCAAGAACCUUGUGAAGAACUAUUUUCGCCGUACCUCAAUCAAGUGAAUAGUGCUCUAAGGACGUCUCUGCAUCUACGUUAUUGUACUGUUUGUUUUUGUCACUGUGUCUCCCACUUCCACUUCUGCAGUUCCUGCAUUAAUGGCCCUAUUCAGUGUAUGUUUUACUUGUAUAU
Centruroides sculpturatus (bark scorpion) is the source of this 1583-nucleotide messenger RNA. RefSeq lists its product as uncharacterized. The coding region runs from base 69 to 1244 and encodes 391 amino acids. Gene Ontology annotation, biological process: DNA replication, removal of RNA primer. Lineage: Eukaryota; Metazoa; Arthropoda; Arachnida; Scorpiones; Buthidae. The transcript has a single exon. Gene Ontology annotation, molecular function: nucleic acid binding; RNA-DNA hybrid ribonuclease activity. The record is from RefSeq and is a predicted model, not a curated record.